AUGUACCUGACUAAAGAAGUCUACGGCGACCCUUCCGUUCACCCCCAGCCAGAGCACUACUGGGGUAACGUGAACCCAUUCGGCCCACGAGCCUGCUAUGACGAAGGAAAACGCGUUGCUGAAGCCCUCUGCUACGCCUACCGAGAGCAACACGACGUCGACAUUCGAAUCGCGCGAAUCUUCAACACAUACGGACCACGAAUGGGCGCAAGCGACGGUCGCGUCGUGUCGAACUUUAUCGCAUCUGCAUUGACCGGCGAGGAUUUAAAGAUUACCGGUGACGGCAAGGCAACUCGCUCGUUUCAAUAUGUCACCGACUGUACGCAGGGAUUGUAUGCGCUCAUGCAGAGCGACUAUAGUAAAGGCCCGGUGAAUAUCGGUAAUAGUCGGGAAUUUACUAUCCAGCAACUAGCUGAACUUGUGAUCGGGCUUGUUUCACAGAUGACUGGCCGGUGUAGGAUCUCUAUUGCGUAUCUGCCCCCGUUGGUGGAUGAUCCUACUGUGCGCAGGCCAGAUAUUACGUUGGCAAGAGAAGUUCUGCGCUGGGAGCCGGUUAUUCGGCUGGAAGAGGGAUUGCGGAGAACGAUCGAAUGGCAUAUCAAUGAGAGGCGGUCUGACUGA
This is a messenger RNA of Penicillium hordei, 621 nucleotides long. Its product is annotated as NAD-dependent epimerase/dehydratase. The transcript is spliced from 2 exons. The record is from RefSeq and is a predicted model, not a curated record. Gene Ontology annotation, molecular function: UDP-glucuronate decarboxylase activity; NAD+ binding. Gene Ontology annotation, cellular component: cytoplasm. The coding region runs from base 1 to 621 and encodes 206 amino acids. NCBI's taxonomy places the organism in Eukaryota, Fungi, Ascomycota, Eurotiomycetes, Eurotiales, Aspergillaceae. Gene Ontology annotation, biological process: D-xylose metabolic process.